Messenger RNA from Cryptosporidium ubiquitum, 993 nucleotides. RefSeq lists its product as uncharacterized. NCBI's taxonomy places the organism in Eukaryota, Apicomplexa, Conoidasida, Eucoccidiorida, Cryptosporidiidae. Gene Ontology annotation, molecular function: hydrolase activity. The record is from RefSeq and is a predicted model, not a curated record. The transcript has a single exon. The coding region runs from base 1 to 993 and encodes 330 amino acids.
AUGGGUAUAGUUGUGUUAUUACUCAUUAUAUUUGAGCAGCUUUUCAUGAGAACUUAUGGCGGAUUGAAUUUGCCCGAUGAGACUGUCCAAAUUAUUAAUUCAGAUUUUAACUAUUUGAGAAAUAUAGGUUAUUUACAGCCAUUAAGACUAGGCUCAUUUGGGCACUUAUCUCGCUCAAAAACACCUAAAUAUACCGUUAUUUUUAUGCAUGGAUUUGUAGUGGAUAGUAGCUCUCUAUAUCAGCUAACCUCUAAAUUUUUUGUUAGAAUGGUACGGCAUUUGGAUCAUUACGACCAGGGAUAUAGUAAUAAUGUUCAAUUAAUUGCUCCAAAUUGGCACAAAGAAUUUAUUCCCUUUACUGAGAGAAUGCCAGAUGUAACUCUUACUACGUUUAAAGCAGGAAGACCAUCAGCAGAUCAAUAUAUCUUACAGGUAGUGAGUUUAAUUGCCUUUAUUAAUAGUUUAGUAAGGCAAGGCAUUAUUUCUUCACUUGAAAAUACAGGUAUACACGGAAAUUGCCUAGGAGGAAUUAUUGGUAUCGCUGCAUCUCUCGGAAUGAAAUCGAGUAUUGGGGCAGUUGCGACAUGCAACUCUGCUUUGUUACAUCCGGACUUAAUCAGAAGGAAGAUACUGAGAAAGUCUGCCUUAAAAACUUCCUUUUUGUUGAUUCAAGGUGAUGAAGAUAAGAUAAUUCAUCAUAAGUUUGCUUCUGUAACCGAAUCUGUUCUUAAAGAAUGGGGUGUUAAGAGCGUUCUACUUCACAGAACAAGAGGUGGGCACUUCCCUGUCAUGGCAAAACAUCUAUAUACAGGUUUCAGAUUCAUUGCAUCUGUUCUUCUUAAAAGACCAGAAGUAUUUCGUCUUGAAGACUCUUAUGACACCGAACUAAUUGCAAAAACAAAGAAAAGAGUGGACAACACUACAGAAAUUGUUCCUAUCAUUCCCAAUAUAAUUCCUAAUGACAGCAUUAAAAGCUUUAAUAACACCAUAUGA